GGCGCGGGCAGAUUGCGAAUUGCGAAAUCACACCUGAGCGGCAGACGAGCAGACGAGAACCACGCCAGAGGGCGCACUGCGCACGCUUCUUUCAUCGCUCCCGACAACCGUCGUUCGCUACUGCACAUCGCAAAAUGGGAAGCUCCAAGGACGACUCUGCCACCGACGGCGACACCGCCAGCGCCGACCUUCCGCCUUCCAAUUCCAGCCUGUUCUCCGAGGGCGAGAAGGUCCUCGCCUACCACGGCCCUCGCAUCUACGAAGCCAAGGUUCAAAAAGCUGAAUUUCGAAAGAAGGAAUGGAGAUAUUUUGUUCAUUACCUUGGCUGGAACAAAAAUUGGGAUGAGUGGGUUGGCAUGGACCGUUUGAUGAAACACACUGAGGAGAAUGUACUGAAACAGCAAGCCCUUGACAAAAAGCAGGGGGCAGACAAGAAUCCAAAGUCAGGGCGUUCAACACAUACUAAGCCAAAAAGCUCUACUGACGCAAAAGUGGAUAAGGAGGACCUUAAGAACUACGUGGCAAGAGGAAAGAAGCGAAAGACAGACUCUGGUGUUGAGAAGGAUAAUAUAUCUGUGGAAAAGCUUGUCAAGAUUCAAAUCCCGUCGACAUUAAGGAAACAGCUGGUGGAUGAUUGGGAAUUUGUCCAGCAGGAUAAGCUUGUUAAACUUCCACGCUCUCCGAAUGUUGAUGACAUAUUGACGAAGUACCUUGAGUACAGGUCAAAGAAAGAUGGCAUGAUGACUGAUUCAAUUGGAGAAAUUUUGAAAGGGUUACGGUAUUACUUUGACAAAGCAUUGUCAGUUAUGCUCUUAUAUAAGAAAGAGCGCCAACAAUAUCACGAAACUGUCACAGAUAAUGUCUCUCCAUCAACAAUAUAUGGUGCAGAACAUUUACUUCGUCUUUUUGUAAAGUUACCUGAGCUAUUGGCGUUUGUGAACAUUGAAGAGGAAACAUUGGUUCGUUUGCAGCAGAAAUUACUUGACUUUCUCAGGUUUCUGCAGAAGAAUCAGAGCACUUUCUUUGUUUCUGCUUACGAUAGUUCUAAAGGUUCUGAAGGAAGCGGCAAGGGGAAAGAUGACUGAGCAGCACUGUUAUCUGCUCUACCAUCUGUUCUUUGGCACUCAACAUCACAUGACGCAAUCUCAUUGGCAAAACUGUCUGCGGCCUGUAAACAAUCAGUAAUGUAGAAUGAUGUCUGUUUGUCUGUUGUUGUACUAGUAGUCCAAACCACCCACAAAACCUCCCCCUUGCCCCCCUCCCUUUUCAACCCCUCAAAAUCACCCAAACCCUCUACUAACAUCACCCACACCACCACCACCACCACCAACCCCACCCCCCCCCCCCCCCCCCAACCAAAACCUCUAUUCCUGGCAAAUGAUGUUCAUUGUGAACUUACACUGUACAAUUAAUAGAGUUACCAUGUGAAACAGCUAAUUGUUUGCCAAAGCAGGAAAAAGAAAAAAAGAGAAAUAAAAUCUAUUGGUUCAUUGAUUGUUAGC
Molecule: messenger RNA, 1502 nt
Organism: Malania oleifera
Lineage: Eukaryota; Viridiplantae; Streptophyta; Magnoliopsida; Santalales; Ximeniaceae
Product: protein MRG1
Exons: 11
Coding region: 135-1085 (316 amino acids)
Biological process (GO): chromatin organization; regulation of DNA-templated transcription
Cellular component (GO): histone acetyltransferase complex; nucleus
Source: RefSeq, a predicted model, not a curated record